AUGGGUAUCAAUCAGAUUCUGGGUGACGCUCAGGAAGCAGUUGCCUUCCCAACAAUGAGCGCGAUCUAUAUCUGGGGUUAUAACCAGCGGGGACAGACUGCCAGGGAGUGCAACGAAGGACGUCUGAGGAUCCCCAAACGACUCUCCCGGGAGCUCUUCAAGUGCCCUCGAGGGGAGAAGCUGCGGUGGCUGGAUAUUGCCUGUGGCCGCGAGCAUACUGCUGCCGUAGCAUCAGAUGGCACGCUGUUCACAUGGGGUUUGUUCUUUUCUGUGCUUCUUUUGAUUUUGGAUAUUUCUUUUCUUGAAGAAGAUUAUAUCAAGAAAUGCCCGAAUGUUAAUUAUUCAACUGAUAGGAGAAUUAAUUGUGGAUUUAAUUGCCAAGAAGUGGCUUCCCCGAUUCCUCUCAUCUGCUGGUGGAUGGUGGAAGUGAGAGGAAGGGGGGGGGUUAGACUCUAUGGGUGUCCCUUUCUACUGUUGUUCUGUACUAAUCCCUUUACAUUCAAGAGUCUCCUCCUUUUGGUCCAAUACACCUUUCUUUUUCAUUUAGUUUUAGUUGAUUUUUUCUUAAUCUUCUGGUACUUUGUGGGCUGCUGAUGUUAGAAAGCCAUCUUUUAAGUCUGCGUAAAUCAAGUAUUAAUAUUUUCAUCAGGAAAUAUUGAAGCUAUUGUUCUUAUGGUCUCAAACAAAACCUUAUUUCUAGGGUUCUGUCAUUUUCGAGAGAACCAAAAUCAUUCCCGUUUUCAUUUUAACCAAUAUCAUUUUUUAGGAUUAUUGAUCCAUGCCAGCUUCUUUCAAGUGGCUUCGUUUCUUAUUUCUGGAGCAUAUAAAAAAGAUUUAUUUAUGAAGCCUUCCCUGCGUUAUAGGCCUGUGUCGUGCUAUAUUCUCUUAAACUUUCAAGACAGAGAUUUCUUCAUAUUCUCUUAAACUUUUUUUCUUGAAUGUUAGUGCAAGACGGAUAAAUUUAACAGCCUUUUAUUCAUUUCCACAGGUGCAAAUGAUUUUGGUCAGCUUGGUGAUGGCACUGAGGAAAACAGGAAACACCCCAAAAAGGUUAAAUCACUGCAAAAUGAGUUUGUCAAAUCUGUAUCUUGUGGUGCACAUUGCACAGCUGCGAUUGCAGAAUCUCGCGAAAAAGAUGGUAACAAAUCUACCAGUAGGCUCUGGAUCUGGGGGCAAAACCAGGUCAAUGUUAUCUUCAUAUCUUACAGGUUUAUUCUUAUCUCAUUUCUGUCCCCUGUAAUGAUUUAUGGAAAGUCCUUGCUUCCUUUUUUUUUUAGGGUUCAAAUUGUCCACGCCUAUUUUGGGGAGCUUUCUCUCCCAGUAUGGUAUGUGGUUUAUGUUUCUUUAUGAUUAUAUGUUGCUUAUUUACUUGUCUACGAGAUAACCUUUACAAGUUGAAACUUCAAAUGUGUUCUAAUUAUUCUUAAAGCCAAUCAGCGUGUGAGAAAAAACGUUGCGUGUUAGAUUGUUUGCGCUGGGCAUGUUAUAACUUUAUACCUGAUACAAUCACCUUCUCUCCUCUCAGACAAAGAAGAAAAAACGAACAAUGUAUUCAAAGAAAACAGAGAAAACAGUGAUGAGACGAGAAUUAGUUCGAGAGAAUUCCUCAUUCUCCCUUUCCUCUCGUGACCUUCUACCACAAUACCCCCUCUUAUUCACAGAGGAGGGUAUUUAUAUUGUUCAGUAUAUUCCUAUCCCAGUGUUUACUACAGAAGCUUCUAGACUAUUGUCUUAUGUCGAACACGUCUUUAGGGGUACUGUCUCAAUACCCUUCUGGUGUUCUGAUUUCCCAUUGUACAAGAUUUUUUUCCUGCCUUUGUGAUAUCAUAAUGUCCAUGAGAUUUAUGAAAUUUAGGGGUUAGUGACGUUUUUAUCUUCUAAUUUUAAUGUAAUAUACCGCAUGGAGGAGCUACAUCUCCAUGGGUCUUUAAUUUUUUAGAAGAUAAUAGAGACUGGAGUUCUUUCUUGCAUACAUCUCCCUUCACAAUUUUGGGGAGAAGUGAGUAGAACUGACUUGAAAUUCUGAAGAUGUAGAUGGUGUCCGAGUCUGGAAUGUGUAUAAAAUCGACCGAAUUCGGUGGUGAUGCAAACCUCCUUUGAUUUUUAACUUAAUAUUUUAAGCCACCUUUUGUCAGCCUUGAGGCUGAGAAGUGACCAUUCCCUGAUGACAUUUCUUUUAGUUUCUGCUACAAAUUCCAGGAUGUAACCAUUAGACGUAAAAAAUAUAUUUGGAGAGACUCCUUUGACAAGACGGCAUCUCCUAGUUAGGACCCCUAACUUUCUAAGAAAUUAAUUUUCAGAGUGGUGAGUACAGGAGAGGGAGGUGGUGACCGUAAGAUGAGGUAAUGGGGAUAAGGCAACUGCUUGAAGAUGGAGGCCGCAGCAGGAGGUUUUAGGUUCUUCUCUCUGUCCCAAUGGGGAGAGAUUGUGGCGAGGAACCGGUGGCAAGUUGAUCUCAGAGUAUGUGGUGAGAACCUAUGCAAGUUGGCCAAAUAUUCUAGUAUCAGCGUGGGGAGACUGACUCCACGCCCCCCUGUUCUUAUUUUUCCUCUUUAACCUAAAUAACGAUGAAUGCGGUUCUAAGAAUCGGAUCUUGUUAGACCUAGUUACAAAAGCUACUCAUCUUUCAUUUGUGAUCGAUACUCUGUUCUUCUCCUCAGUGUCAUGAAUUAAAUUAUCCCCUUGAAGAUGUCGAAUUCCAUGGAAUGACAGAAAUUAAAAAUUAAAUAAAAAAAUUAUCUGGGUUCAACAUGUGGAUAAGGCCGGAGCCAUCUAUAAAUCAAUCAAUGCACUAUAUCCGAUUCCAGUCUCGUGUUUUGUUCUCUAUGAAACUCGAUCUUGUUGUCAUCUUUCUCUUGUUCUGUCGAAACAUGGCAGAAUGUCCGCCAAGUUUCGUGCGGAAAUGCUCACGUGGUGGCACUAUCUGAGGGCGGAUUGCUGCAAGCAUGGGGUAAGUUUUGCCUAAUUUGUUCUCCACCUCAAUUGAUUUUGAGUGUGUAAUUCUUUCUCGGAUAUUAUCAGCUGCUGCUAAUUUAUCCCUUUUCUCAAUGCCCAUAUGCUCUUUUUUUUCUUUUCUUGUUUCCUACACUCUCUGAAAAGGAGUAUCUUACAGAUUAUAGUAUAUCAUUGAAUUGCAUAUUAAUUAGAAUCGUAUUACUUGGUGAUACAUCAGGCUACAAUGAGUAUGGUCAGCUUGGGAGAGGUUUUUCUUGUGAAGGACUGCAGAAGCCUCGCGUUUUAAAUGCCUAUGCUAGGUUUCUUGAUGAAGCCCCUGAGCUCGUGAAGAUAAUCCGAGUUUCGUGUGGGGAGUUCCACACUGCAGCCAUAUCGGAAAUUGGCGAGGUGUAAGUGAUUUACGAGGAUACUAAAAAUAUCUGGAGUUGCAAAAUCUUGCUUGUAGAUGAUGGAUUUCCGCAUGAAACUGGUGACUUAUUUGGGUAAUUUUGUCACCCUAAGACGAUCUGCAUCUAGCUGCCAUGAGGUGUAGACCAGUGAGGGGAGUGCUAGUUUUUUUUUUUUUUUUUUUUUUUGGUUAUUUUUCUUGCUAGAGUGGAAGAAAUUUUUGUUUAUUUUUCUUUUAAAUUACCUUUUGUGGCAGCUUACUCCUUUGAGGGCGGGCUUCUUUGAUUUCAAUCUUCUUCCUGCUUACCAGGUACACCUGGGGGUUAGGGAGUAUGGGUCAGCUUGGCCACUGCUCCCUCCAGUUUGCAGAUAAGGAGCUCCUUCCCAGAAGAGUAGUGGCUCUCGAAGGGAUCAUCGCCAAGGACAUCUCCUGUGGUGGCGUGCACUCGUGCGCUGUGACUUCGAAGGGAGCGCUCUACGCGUGGGGCGGCGGGCAAGCUGGGCAAUUGGGUCUGGGCCCUCAGAACGGGUUCUUCUCAUGCAGCCCCAAUGAAUCUGCCGCCACUCUGCUCCACAACAUCCCGGCCUUGGUCAUCCCAUCGGGCGUGGAGAUCGCCGCUUGUGGGCAUUCCCACACGCUCGUGUCCACCAAGGAUGGGAGGGUCUACGGGUGGGGCUACAAUUCUUAUGGCCAGGCGGCGAAUGGGAAGUCCACCUAUGCCUGGAACCCCUCGCCCAUCGACUGGUAGGUCGCCUUCUAAGCCCCAAACCCAUGAUUUGAUGUGUAGUUCUUCUUCUUCUUCUUCUUCUUCUUCUUCUUCUUAGAUUUGUAGUUCUUGGUCUUGUUCUUGUUCUUUUGAAGGUGUGUAGGAGAUGUGAGGAGGGUGGCGGCUGGGGGAGGCCACUCUGCUGUCUUGACAGAUGCCUUCUCGUUGAAGGACCUGUGUGAAUUCAGGCUUGCAGAGUGUGCGAACGUGUGCAAUUCUCUGCAGAUUGAGGACGUCGCUUACAGAACGGGCUCCGAUGCACUGGUUCGCCUCUGUGAGAAAUUGAGGUAGGCAGGGGCUUUCUGAGAUUAUCUCGCGAUGUUUAUACUCUCUCUCUCUCUCUGUCGCCCUGUGCUGAUUGGGGUUUCUGUUGUUUAUGGCCUCUGCAGGGAGCACUUCCUUGCUGCCGGUGCUCGUGAGGGGAUCGAGGAAGAUGAUGAGAUGACUUGAAGGAAGAUGGUGGGCCUCCUCGCCCUGUAGAAAUUCAUUCCACAGAUCGUCCAUUCAACCAAUCUGUGCUUCAAGCCCCUCAAAAACAAGGGCCUAACAGGUCAUGUGGACGCAUUGCAUUGGGUGUGACAAUUGAUAUCAUCGCAGACCAUGUGAACCCCCUCCCCCUCAGCUAGAGAGAGAGAGAGAGAGAGAGAGAGAGAGACAGACAGACAGACAGACAGACAGAGACAGAGACAGAGAGAUAGAAAGAGAGAUAGAGAGAGACAGAGAUAGAAAGAGAGAGAGAGCCUUAUUGUGGGCACUGUAAUCUCCGCUCUGGUCCACUGUGAUCCUAAUAUUUGGGUUGGCAUAUUUGAUGGGUUGAUGAUCCUAAUAGAAAUAGUUGACGGGUUUCAUCAGCGCAUGGUUCUUCUCUGAAAUCAAUUGCCCACUCAUAAUGACUGGCUUUCAUGAGGAUACGAACGGGAAAAUAGUUACAUUUAGAGAGAUAGAGAGAGAGAGAGAGACCCACAAGCAACGAGCUGCUCAAAUCAACACUGUGACUGUCGUUUCAAACAAUAACAUCCCCCACCCAGUCCUCAGAAGUUCAAAGAAAACGUCUUUAUUCAGACCCCACCCCACCCCACCCUCUCUCUCUCUCUCUCCAUGCUUUUAUUCUAACAAAUAGUUCACACAGCGGCGGCGGCGACGGCGGCGGCGACGGCGGCGGCACAGGACACGUGGGACGAAGCGAGCGCAUAACCAGAUUUACAGGGGCGGCGGGGAGGAUCCGAGAUCAUCAUCCCAUCCAGCCCCCGACGAAUCCUCCGUUGACGUUCUGCGACAGCUCGCCGGGGUUCAGUUGGUCAACGUUCGCCACUGGAUACCUGCGGAAUGGCGGGAGGAAAUAGAAGAAGAAGAAGAAGAAGAAGAAGCAGAUCGAAGAAAAAGAACAAGGAGAAGAACGAGAAGAAGAAGAAGAAGAAGAAGAAGCAGAUCGAAGAAAGAGAACGAGGAGAAGAGAAGAAGAAGAAGAGAAUUAGAGCCGUACCAGCCGAUCUGGAGCGGGCCGUCGAAUCCGAGGGGCUGGAGGAGACCCUCCGUCGGGGGGACGGGUUGGCGGCCGUAGGGGGUGGUGCUCGGGCCGCCGCCGCCGCCGCCGCCGUUGUUGCCCCAGGAAAGCUGCAGGGGAUUCUCCGGGCCCACCUCCUGCAACUGCGAGGAGAAGAGAAGCCGACAAGGGACGAGGUGA
Molecule: messenger RNA, 5793 nt
Organism: Spirodela intermedia
Lineage: Eukaryota; Viridiplantae; Streptophyta; Magnoliopsida; Alismatales; Araceae
Source: the annotation of a GenBank genome assembly